Molecule: messenger RNA, 754 nt
Organism: Macadamia integrifolia
Lineage: Eukaryota; Viridiplantae; Streptophyta; Magnoliopsida; Proteales; Proteaceae
Exons: 1
Coding region: 94-606 (170 amino acids)
Source: RefSeq, a predicted model, not a curated record
UUGAAAUCCUUCACAAAAGCAAAACCAACUUGUCCUCCACUUUGAUGGUUUCCUUUCCCAUUAGCAGUAGCAGCGUAACAUUGAAUAUCAACCAUGGGGAACUGCUUGGCUCUACAAGAGAAGGUAGAGAAGGUUAUCAAGGUGAUGAAAACAGAUGGUAAGGUCCUUGAAUACCAAGAACCAUUAAGAGUUCAUCAAGUUUUAUCCGAAUUCGCCGGCCACGCAAUCUCCGAUACCCUUCCGGUACUCCGGCAUCUUCAUCCCAAUACUCAAAUGAUCAGUGGCCGUAAUUAUUAUCUUCUUCCACCACCCUUACCAUCAUCCGGCAGCUGCGAGUUACCGGUUGCAUCGAAUCCGAUAACGACGGAGCCUACUGGGCAUGGAAAUGGUGUUGUGAGGGUUAAGAUAGUCAUCACCAAACAGAAGCUGGAGGAGAUGUUAAGAAAAGAAGGCCUCUCAGUUGAUGAGAUUAUCUCUCACCUUCAAAAUGGACAAAGCAAAGGAAAAGAUGUUGGUAAUUGUGAUGAUGAAAGUAGAAGUUCAUCAAGAGUUUGGAAGCCUGUGCUGGAAAGCAUACCAGAAGGAAUAACUGAUGUAAACUAUUGAGAUUUGUGAAACCCUAUUAGCUUUCUUUCAAAAAAACUAGAAAAGUAGAGAAGAAUGUAGAUGAAGUGGCUUGUAGUGUAGUUUUCUCUUGUCUUUGCUUUUCAGCAAGAAGUGAACCCACCAUAGAAAAGAUAUGUUAGUUAUAGAA